Molecule: messenger RNA, 1571 nt
Organism: Eucalyptus grandis
Lineage: Eukaryota; Viridiplantae; Streptophyta; Magnoliopsida; Myrtales; Myrtaceae
Exons: 11
Coding region: 117-1289 (390 amino acids)
Cellular component (GO): membrane
Source: RefSeq, a predicted model, not a curated record
AAGAAUGCGCCAAUAGCCAAAAUUGGAACGGUAACGACGAAUGACCAUUGACCUACCGUCGCUCAAAUCGCCUCCGCUCGCGAUCCAUUGCUGAGGAGGAGAGCUUCGAUGCGCGAAUGGCAUCGGCGGAGGCGAACGAAGGAGAUCGCGCGGUGGAGCUGAUCGUGAGCGUCGCUUCUUCGCCGCCCGACGAUGUCAAUGGUGAUGACGCGCCGGAGAUAACGCCUCUGUUGAAUCAGUCCGAGAAGCCUAAGAUCAACAUAUUCGCCGUCUCCUAUCCCCGACGAAACCCUAGGGAGCAAGUAAUCAGAUCACACGAUGCCGAGGUGUCUCCUGCGGUUCAGUGUGCUCUGUGGGUGUGGAGUGGAUCCAGAUACUCUGGUCUGCUAUGCAUGGCCGCCUCGUCGAUGAUCUACUUCUUGAUGGAAGCUGUUUCUGAUGCUUUCGCUGCUCAGUCGAUUCCAUUGUUUGAGACCGCAUUUGCUCGAUGUACACUAAUUUUGAUAUCAUCAUAUCUGUGGUUAAGGAAGGGUGGACAGCCAUUAUUUGAGCCCAAACCUGCUAGAAAGCUUUUAUUUUCAAGAGCUGUACUUGGAUAUCUCUCACUAAUGAGUUUUAUCUAUUGCAUUCAAAGAUUACCUUUGUCUCAGGCCAUUGUUUUGAGCUUCACAACUCCAAUUAUGGCUUCAAUAGCAGCAAGAGUCAUAUUGCGGGAGAAGUUGAGAAUUGGGGAUAUAGGAGGUCUUGCUUGCAGUUACUUUGGUGUGCUUUUUAUCUUCCAGCAGAUGCUUAUCACACAAGGGGGGUUAAAUAAAGCGGGCAAAGUACAAGCUUAUGCUAAGGGAAGUCACCAUAUAUUGGCAGUGCUAGGUGGCUUAUUUUCAGCAAUAACUGGUGGAAUCAGCUAUUGUCUUAUUCGAGCAGGAGCCAAAGAAACAGAUCAACCUAUGGCGACUGUGUUUUCAUUUGCCUUGCUGGCUAGCCCUGCUGCUGGAAUCUGUGCAUUUUCCUUUGAGGAUUUUGUGCUGCCUAGCGUUUACACAGUUUUCCUGAUGGCGGUAUUUGGAGUGCUGGCCUUUCUGGCAGAGCUGCUGUUGGCGCGUGCUCUUCAGCUUGAAAAGACUAGCAAAGUUUCAAACAUCCAGUUCAUUGAGGUUGCGCUAUCACAGUUAUGGGGAAUUGGCGCACGAAGGCUAUCUCCAUCUUUUGGGCGGCUUGUUGGGUGUUUUCUCAUCCUAAUUUCAGCGUGCAGCACCAUGUACAAUGGACCCGAUAAAGAGACUACCUAAGGUGAAACGAUAGCAAAGGCAUUCUUUUAGUUCCAUUUCACAAGCAAACAUUCGCCAGUCGCCACCAGGUGCACUCAUUCUUUGUAGCUGUCGGAAAAAUGUUGCACAGAAAUGAACCGGGUCUAUUAUUGCCCCUAACUGGUUUUUAACUCUUGGCAUUUGCAAACUCAACAGUAUUUUGAUGGCAAGAGGCCGUCGACUUUUUGUAACUAGAGAAGGUCAUGAAAAGAAAUAUACACGCUCACUCUUUGGAGCAACUGCUUACAGAUCAUUACUCUGAAA